AUGUUUCAUAAGGAAUGCGUGGAAUUCGCAGAUUUGCGAAAUCGCAAAGCCAUCGAAUACUGUGACCCGUGAAUGCAAGAAGCGAUGUUUAUACAUCGUUCGGUUUCAACCAUUGAAAAGCGUUCGAGCGCUGCAUCGGAUGACGGCAUGGUCAACGAUGAAGUUUCACGUUCGCUUCGUCGACUUUCCUCUUUACCUGCCGAUUUUUGCUGCUCAAUCUGCAUGAACAUCUUUACUAAGGUAAUGUUAACAAAUGUUUUAAUAUGUUAAUC
This is a messenger RNA of Strongylus vulgaris, 272 nucleotides long. Lineage: Eukaryota; Metazoa; Nematoda; Chromadorea; Rhabditida; Strongylidae. The record is from the annotation of a GenBank genome assembly.